GCCACUUCGUUACAAUAAAAAUUUUAAAUUGUGCAUUUCAUAAUCAUGGGAAAAAGGAAGCGAAGUAAUUCCCGGAUAAGGCGUAAAAUAAGACGUCUGGAAAAACGUCUUCGACGUUCGUCAUCGACUGAAUAUGAAGAAAACUAUCGUGACAAACAAACUCCACCGCGUGACUCACAAAGUGUUCUCAUCGACUCUUCAAGAUCAGAAUCGUCACCAGAACCUAGCUCCGUAAGGUCUGAGGUGAUAGUCACUAAUAUAAGUGAAAAACCGACUUCUAAUGACCCAUUAGCCGGCACAAGCUCAGAAACUGUCAAAAUUCCCGAGGAGCUUCCUCCAGAAAUAAUUGAAGCACUUGGUGACUACCAAAGCAAAGAUGAAACACUUGGUCCAGCCAUCAGUGAAGAAAUCUCCAAACGCUGGGGUAGGAUUAUCGUCGAGGGAAUGACAAAAGAAGCAAAAGAGGCCAUUUUGCAGAAAAUUCUAAUACCCGAAAACUUUAAACUAGCGAAAGCUCCUAAGCUUAAUCAAGAAAUAUCUGCUGUUCUUAGUGACACCGUCCGGAAUAGGGACAAGCUUUUAGAAAAAGCUCAAAAUUAUCUUGGACUCGGAAUAGCGGGUUUAACAAACUUGGCUACAGAUAUUAUCUCGACAGAUUUAGAUAAAGUCAGUAUCCUAAAAAAACUGUCGGAAGUUAGUCAGAUACUGCUCGAUCUCCACUAUGAGGACACCAAAACUAGAAGAAAGCUAGUUACUACAUCACUUGAUAAAAAAUUCUAUGGCAUGGUUGCAGAUGUGAAAAGAGACGAGUUUUUAUUCGGUACUGCCUUAGGUGAUAAAAUUAAAGCCGCUAAGGCCGCUGAAAGAUCAGGGUUUCAGAUUAAGCGAGUGGAUAAUCAUCCUCGCCCUACUAAUGGCCCCCAGGGAAACUGGCGAGGCCCACCCCGGAACCAAGCACCAGCAAAGGCACCCAGACAGGGUGGGCCAAAGAACCGUUACCAACCAUAUCAACCACAUCAAUCACAGACGUCACGCAGACAGCCAACAUCAGCGCGAGCAGCUCCCGCAGCGAAAGCGAACUCACGCACUCGCAGGACCUAAAUAAGGACCCCUCACCCAUUAUGGCAACAACUUACCCUGGUGUCGUCAGUAUUAUCAAGCGUGCAUUCUCAAGACA
This is a messenger RNA of Ostrinia nubilalis (European corn borer), 1177 nucleotides long. RefSeq lists its product as uncharacterized. NCBI's taxonomy places the organism in Eukaryota, Metazoa, Arthropoda, Insecta, Lepidoptera, Crambidae. The transcript has 3 exons. The record is from RefSeq and is a predicted model, not a curated record. Bases 46 to 1101 code for a protein of 351 amino acids.